Scophthalmus maximus (turbot) is the source of this 2994-nucleotide messenger RNA. RefSeq names its product gliomedin (gene gldn). Gene Ontology annotation, cellular component: cell surface. Lineage: Eukaryota; Metazoa; Chordata; Actinopteri; Pleuronectiformes; Scophthalmidae. The transcript has 10 exons. Bases 254 to 1993 code for a protein of 579 amino acids. The record is from RefSeq and is a predicted model, not a curated record. Gene Ontology annotation, biological process: signal transduction.
AACAAGCACUGUAUGUACCAGUCUGCCUUCAGAUACACCACCCGGGUGGAGCACAGACACUGGAGCUGACCGGACUCUUUCGAAUAAUCUGGACUGGACCUUUAUAUUCAGUACAGACUUCCUUCCUGUUGGAUUAGUUUGGCUUUAGAGGAGUUAUUUGAGUUUCGGUGGCAGCAUCUUGGACUACAAGGUGAUAAAACUUGGAUCUUCUCUGUCCUGUUCACAGCGGUACUUGUACUUCGUUGCCCUGUGAAUGCUGCGGUUGGCAGGUGACCCUCAGAAAAGAGGAGGAGAAGUGGUGACCAUGUGGAUCCCGACACCCAGCAUGACCGUCCCUCAGCGGAUGGUGCUGUACGGGACGUGUGUUGUGGCGUUGAUGAACUCAGUGGGCCUUCUGGUGCUCCUGGUCCAGCAGAAUCAGCAGCGUGCCUGGCUGGAGCAGACGGAGGCGAGGUUGACGGAGGUGGAGCAGAGCUCGGUGGUGGAGUUCCUGCAGGAGGUGCCCAGGGGAGCGGCGGGGAUGCGAGCGAACGCCGGGGAACACCCACAGUACCAGCAGCAGUACUCGAGGAACAAGAGGAGCGAAGAGCUGGAGAAGGAGCUGCAGGAGCUUCGGCAGGAGGAGGAACAGGUGCUCCAUUCGCAGGAGGUCAGCCAGGAGGUGGGAGGGGAAACAGAGAAGAAGAAGAAGGAUGAGCUGAAACACAAACACCGACACGGCCAGAGUUACCACAAGGCACAUGUGCAGGACGACAUGAUGAUGAUGAUGACUUACUCCAUGGUCCCGAUCAAAUUGCUGAUCGACAUUUGUAACAGCACCAAGGGAGUCUGCAUAGCUGGACCUCCAGGACCGCCUGGUUUGCCUGGUGCCGAUGGUUUGCCCGGCCUGCCUGGCCACAAUGGGACUGAUGGCAUCCCAGGACUGAGUGGACUGCCCGGGGCUGAUGGAAAGAGAGGGAAAAAAGGGCCACCAGGUGAGAACGGAGAGCCUGGUGAAAAAGGAGAGCGAGGAGAGCCUGGUCCACCCGGAGAGGAUGGGCAACCAUCCAAUGACGUCAUCAUCGAGGGUCCUCCUGGUCCCCCAGGACCUCCUGGGCCCAUGGGCCCUCCUGGACCUCAAGGACCUCCCCGGACACGGCACCACAGAGCCCACCUUCAGGCUGCUCAGACGCUGGGGCUGUUACACGCAAUUCCAAAUGAUGAAACUUCAUCUGUGAUGAAGCUGCAAGAGAAGCCCACGAAAAAGAACGAGUGCCUGAUCAAGUCUCUGAUCAACCCCAGGAACGUGACGAAGAUGGAAAGCACAUUCGGCACAUGGAUGAGAGACACCGCCCAGGUGAACGACGAGCGGAUAUGGGUGGCAGAGCACUUUUCUGGUCGUGUAGUGAAGGAAUAUGACAGCAUCGCCUCCUUUCAGAGCAACAGCAGUGAAAUUGUAGAUGUCAGGAAGUUCUAUCAGGGCUGCGGCCACAUGGUUCACAAUGGUUCCUUCUAUUAUCAUAUUGCUGGUUCUUCCAGCAUUGCCAGAUUUGACUUUCACACCAAGAAGCUCCACACUCUCACCAUAGACAACGCUCUGUACAACAACCUCGCCUACCUGCUCCACAACUCCAAGACCUACUUCAAGCUGGCGGUAGAUGAGAACGGCUUGUGGCUGAUCUUCGCCUCCAGCGUGGACGAGAGUGUCACCGUGGCCCAGCUGGACCAGAAGACCUUCUCCGUCACCACCUACAUCAACACCACCUACCCUCGCACCAAGGCCGGCAACGCCUUCAUCGCCUGCGGUGUCCUGUAUGUGACCGACACCAAGGACACCAGGGUCACCUUCGCUUUCGACCUGCUGAAGGGGAAGCCGGUCAAUAUGACCUUUGACCUGAGGUCUCCCGGCGGAGUGCUGGCAAUGCUCUCAUACAGCCCGAAGGACAGACACCUGUACGUGUGGGACCACGGCUACGUCCGGCUCUACGUGGUCCACUUCAUCUCUGAUGAUUGAAAGACACAGUCUGAAGAUGACCGACGACAUACAGAUCAACCUCCCGUCUCCCAACUCCUCACUUCAUCCUUUGAAACAGGUCAUACUUAGUUGUUUUUCAGUCUCAUCUUUAUCCUCCUGUCACACAAGGAAAUCAAUGUUUGGUCAAUAAUUAGCAAUACCGUCAAAAACCAUAUAUUGCUGUAUUUAUAUCCUAUUUGUAAUGUACAUGUGAGAUUUUUACUAAUGGUGUGAUAACGUUUUAUAAUUUUUUUUAUCAGAGUUCACAGUUGAUACAAAUCAAAUUUAUAAAUAAUCCUUCGUGCCCGUUGUGUUGUGAACUGUUACAUUAUUUUGUGUAUUUGCAUGGCAGUUGUCUUUUAUUUAUUUUUGUACAGAUGUACAUGUACGCCUUCCUCGCCCUGGAUAUAUAUGUCUACAUAGAGUCAAACCUGCCUUUGUAGAGAAGUAGCAGGGUCCCUGGUCACUUAUUCCUCUCAACACGAAAAUAAAAAGAACAAGUGUCAAAUCACCCUGAUGAAAUCAAAAGAAUUUAUUCACUUUACAAAGGCAAAACUCUGACCAUGACCUGUUCUCUCACACACCUUUAGGCUCAAGUGCCCAUCGAAGUGUCCACCCAUGAUACUGGCUCGUCUUUCAUUAUUACAUGCACACGUACACACUGGCACACACACACACAUCAGACACUGGUAGCACUAUUGGUAAAACGCAAAGGAUACAUACAGCACACAUAGUGGGCCGAGAGAGGGAGAGAAACACAAAUCUCUUUAAUAAAUACCAUACAAACACUUAACAAAAGUCACAACUAAUCCAGCUGGUAUGAUACGAACCAAAAAAUAAAGAAAUGCUUCCAUGUUUGUACAAGCUGUUGUGGUACUAUAUAUAUAUAUAUAUUGGAUAAUUCAUAUAUAUAUAUAUAUAUAUAUUUAUUUAUAUAAUUUAUAUAUUAAAACUAUUUAAAACAUGUUACUACUAGGCCAAAUAAAGCCAGACAUUCAUUU